Rubroshorea leprosula is the source of this 977-nucleotide messenger RNA. Lineage: Eukaryota; Viridiplantae; Streptophyta; Magnoliopsida; Malvales; Dipterocarpaceae. The record is from the annotation of a GenBank genome assembly.
CUGAAAUUAGUCGAGGGGAAAAGAUUGUGGGUGUUUGUGAGUUUAUUCGCAUGGAAUCUUCCUCUAAUUUUGGAGCUGGACCUUGUCGAGCCUCUGCUGGUGCAAGUGAUGGUGCAAUGGCGAGAACAGUUGUGAGGGAUGUUGGGCUGAUUGAGCACAACUGUGAAGGUCCUUAAAUGUACUGUGAGUGUGGCUUCAAGGCACCAAGGUGGACUUCAUGGAAACCAUGGAGCAUUGGGAGACGAUUUUAUGGUUGCUGGCACUUCUUGAAUGAGGUAAAUUUGGGGUUCUGCCUUAAGCCAAUGUAAUAUUACUCAUCUGUUGUUUUUUGUUUUCUUCCAAUUUUUAUUUACUACUUUUAGGUUGUUUAAUGACAGGAUUUAAAGUGCCCGUAUUUUGUUUGGCAUGACUUGGAAUAGUCCCAUGAGAGAGCCAUUGAGCUACUAAAGUUGUUGAUUACUGAGAAAAAGGCUCUCACAACAGAAAAUUCAUUAUUGAGAAGGCAAUUAAGAAACAGAGUGAAUGGAGGUGUAGUUGUUGAGUCAAGCCACACCAUUUCUACAACAUAUGAGGACACCAUACAAAAAUUUGAUGAAAUUAUUGAGAAAACUAUGGCAAAUGCUAUGAAUGAUAUUGUUGAAAGGAAAUUUGAUGUCUUGAUUGUAGUUUUUGUUGGUGUUGAGCUCAAAAAAUUAAUGGUUCAUACUGUAUUUGGUGUCUUUGUUCUAAUGGUUGUGUAUUUGAUGUUUUGGGUGUUGUUCUAAGUGGGUAGGUAGUGUUUCAAGUGUAAAUGUAUGGCCCUUCUUUUGGUGUUUUUUGGUCGUAUGUGAUGACCAAAAUUUUGGAAGCUUUGAGAACAUGCCUAUAAACCAUUGUAAUGUAAUUGAAUAUGUUAUGCAGCAAUGGAAAAAGGGCUUUUCUACAUUUGUAAAGCUAUUUGUAAAUCAAGACAUAAAUAAUAAAUACUUAGGUUUCUG